AUGAUUAUUGGCAUUAUUUGUAUUGCAUUAGCUGGGCGAGGUUACAAUGUGAGUGGAUUUCAAUAUCUCAUUGGAAUUGGCGCUUUUUCAGCGAUUGGCAAUAUUGCCUUUUUAUUAAUGUAUGGCUUUGCAACAACAAGACCACUGGAUGGUCGUUCAAUAAUGAAAUUAAUUGAAACAAUAUAUCAAUUUAUUUUAACAUUACUUUAUUGUGUUGCAAUCGGUGUAACAUUUAAUCAAAUUGAUUAUUUACACUAUUUCAUUGGACCAAUCACAAUAUUUACAUCAGCUAAUUUCAGUGCUUAUAUAUUUGGCAGUAUGGUUGCAAUCACUGAAUUACUUUGUCAACAUCCAGAUUUAAAUAAUGCGACUAUUCCAAAUACAACUACAACUACAACUGUAACAACCAAUACUACUACAAAUACUACUACUAAUAACACUACAGUGAAUGUCAAUUCAAAGCCACCUCCUGCUCAGUCAGUCAAUCAAGUGAUACAGAGUAAAUAA
Messenger RNA from Schistosoma turkestanicum, 507 nucleotides. NCBI's taxonomy places the organism in Eukaryota, Metazoa, Platyhelminthes, Trematoda, Strigeidida, Schistosomatidae. The record is from the annotation of a GenBank genome assembly.